UCUGUGCCGGGGCGCGCGUGCGCGGGGGUUCCCGGAUCCCGGAACCGGCUCGCCCAGGGCUUUCUGGGGCAGCCAUGAAGGUGAAUCAGAAUACUGUGCUGCUGGGGCAGAAGGUGAUCCUGGUGCCCUACACCGCGGAGCACGUGCCCAGAUAUCAUGAAUGGAUGAAGUCUGAGGAGCUGCAGCGGCUGACAGCCUCAGAGCCUCUGACUCUGGAGCAGGAGUAUGCGAUGCAGCACAGCUGGCGAGAAGACACUGACAAAUGUACCUUCAUUGUACUGGAUGCCGAGAAAUGGCGGGCCCAGCCAGACUCAGCUGAAGAGAACUGCAUGGUGGGAGACGUGAACUUGUUCCUUACUGACUUGCAGGACCCAACAUUGGGAGAGAUUGAGGUCAUGAUUGCCGAACUCAGCUGCCGACACAGGGGGCUUGGCACAGAGGCAGUUCUGAUGAUGAUGGCUUAUGGAAUGACCACACUAGGUCUCAACAAAUUUGAAGCUAAAAUUGGACAAGGAAAUGAGCCUAGCAUUUGCAUGUUUAAAAAGCUUCACUUUGAGCAGGUGGCUACAAAUAAUAUCUUUCAAGAGGUGACAUUGAGGCUACUGGUGACCGAGCCAGAGAGAGAGUGGCUUCUGAAGCAGACCAGCCAUGUGGAAGAGAAGCAGUACAGAGACAGAAGCUGGUGGAACCAUGAAGCUAAUAGUUUCUGAUUUUCCUGGGAGCCCUAUUAGCCAGCUUGGUCUUAUAGGGAAGAUUCUUAGAUGGAUGAGGGAAUCUAGUCUAUGUUUCCGGAAUAGCCUGUGCUGUAAAGACGGCCUUUAAAGUCCUAUUUUCCUUAGCAAGACACUCUUCAAAGGCCCAUCCAGAAAAAGUUUCCUCUCCCUGUCCAGGAGAGCCAAAAAAUUUAGAUCAUCGACUGGAUUGAACUUGUCUUCUGAUGGGAGCACAUUUGCUGAAGUAAAGCUAAAGGAAAGACCCGAGUACAUAGAGAUCCGGGAAGGAUGUACCUGAAGAUCUACAUCCUGCUUUUCUGAGGCCCAGUGCCUGCUGGGCAUGGCUAUUAUAUGAAGAAUGCCAGUGUCAUAGCCACAGGCAAGUUCAGUGCAGUCUGAAGAGUGUGGGUUUGGGAGAGAAGGGAAGAACCCAGAGGCAUUUCUGGAACUGGCCACGUGACCUGGCUGAGAGCUCUGGAUUGGGCUGCAGCUCCCCUGUGCUCCCAGCCUCCCGCAAUGGGUGUGGGCCUUGAUGUCAAGUUCUAAUUAGUACAGACUUGGGGAGUCCAGAGCCUGCCUUCCUCCACGAGGUAGUCCUGGGCCCCAAGUUGGCAUUUCCUUGCUGCUCUCCACAUGGGCACCAGGUGGCGAUAGAGGGGCAGUUCAGGGCCUCCUGAACCGAGCCAGAAAAUCACCGGGUGCCAGAGAUAGAAAGACCCUGGGUGCUCAGAGGUGGGGGACCACCCUUGAGAAUGAGUACAGCCUCUGUUCUGGCCAUCGUGAAAAUAGAGCUGUUACCCAAGCCUCUCCCGAGUUUUACUCAUCUGCAGAAUGAGGAUUUGCAUACAGUUCUCCAACAUUAAAAAAUUACCUUGACUGGGAAAAACUUCCAAUCCAUACCCUGCCAAUUAUUUCAGGCCAUCUUUAAAUUAUAAUAUAGUCCCCACCCUAUCUCUGCCACCCCACCCCUUCCAGGCCGAGCCAGAGAACCCCAAGGGCACAUUUUUUCUUCUUGGCUUAUGAAGCUGGGAGGGGCCCUAACCCUAAUGCAAUCUUAACAGUAAUAAGUUUUCAAACUGUAGGGAUAGGGAUUUGGGACCAAAAGACUGAAGAAAGUAGAUUUGGCUUUUGUGCUCAACCCCCAGUUCCUAACCUGUUUAUGGUUUGUAUUUUUGCAAAGAUUCUAGUCCCAACCCCCGAGGCUGUUGGGAGAAUCACUAUCCUUUUCCCAGGGAAAGACUCUUGGGGAUGAUUUGAUUAACCCCUGUCAUUUGAAGGUAAGGCUGUGGAGACCCAGAAAUUAAUUUACUUCCUUAGAAUACAAUAAACCCAGAAUUGGAAUCCAA
Messenger RNA from Sarcophilus harrisii (Tasmanian devil), 2059 nucleotides. It is a transcript of the gene NAT9, whose product is annotated as N-acetyltransferase 9 (putative). The coding region runs from base 75 to 710 and encodes 211 amino acids. Gene Ontology annotation, biological process: protein acetylation. The transcript has 7 exons. Gene Ontology annotation, molecular function: N-acetyltransferase activity. The record is from RefSeq and is a predicted model, not a curated record. NCBI's taxonomy places the organism in Eukaryota, Metazoa, Chordata, Mammalia, Dasyuromorphia, Dasyuridae.